Parascedosporium putredinis is the source of this 3384-nucleotide messenger RNA. Lineage: Eukaryota; Fungi; Ascomycota; Sordariomycetes; Microascales; Microascaceae. The record is from the annotation of a GenBank genome assembly.
AUGUACAACCGCGACAACCGCAUCAUGCGCAAGCUCCUCGGCCGCGCCGCACCCGACAGCACCACCGACACGUCGACGGGCGGCGCCGCCGGCAUCACGAGCGCGCCCUCCAUCGCGGGCCCGGCCUACCGAUCCACCGUUUCCCAAAACGCCGAGUACAAGGCCGGCGUGCCCAUACUGUGCCUCGAUGCCUCGCCCGACCGCCGCGCCGCCGUCAAUGACGGAUUCGACCUGCGGGCCGUCAUCUCGGCCCAGCCUUCGAUUGCGAAAUCGGGGAGCGCGUCGUCCAUCGCGGACCAGCUGUCGAUCAAGGACGUCAAGUGGCACGGCGACUCGACCAUUUUCACGGCGUGCUCCAACGGCAAGAUCUUUUCGUACGACAUCACCCGCUUCGGGUCGGGGAGCUCGAAUUUCGAGUUUGUGCAGACGAUGGAGGAUUCGCGGCAGGACCCCGCAGCCCAGCCGGCCGGGGGCUUGACGUUCCGCGCCGUGCAGGGCUUCAAGUGCAACGCCGAUAGCGUGCGGCACGUGAAAUGGUCGCCUACCGACGGCCUCUGCUUCGCGUGCGGCACCGAGUCGGGCGUCAUCAUGAAGUGGGAUAUUCGCAAACCUGCCAGCCCCUUGCUCCGCCUACCCGCCCACGAUAAGGCUUGCUCGGCCAUCUCGUGGCAUCCGGACGCGCCAAAGGCCAAGUGGACCAUUUCCACCCCGGCCCCCGUCGCGACCGUCGCGUGGCGGCCCGGUCUCUGGUCUGCCACCGCCCAGGGCAAGCGGGUCGCGCAAGUCGCCGUGACCUACGACGACACGAGCCAAAAGCGGUACGGGAUCAACGCGAUACACAUCUGGGACCUCGCGCGGCCGACCAUGCCUUUUAAAGAGAUUGAUAGGUUCGAUGCGCCGCCUUCGGGAUUGCUGUGGAAGGACCAGGACCUCCUGUGGACAGCUGGGAGGGAUGGCGUAUUUAGCCAAUGUGAUCCGAAGCGACUCGGAGGAGGACGUGGUCGGUACUUUGUGGGACCCCGCCGAAGAAUACACCGCACUCAGCAGCGCCGGCACAGCCGAUCUAUCCCCAACACUGGCGCGAGUUCCACGCCUCCGUUAGCGCCUACACCGCCAGAUGACCACAAUCUUACCCUGGACCAGUCGCUCAAGGUCACCGGCCUCUUCAAAUCGCAGCAGGCCAUGGCGUUUGGCCACGCGCCGGCUGCGACGAACGUCGAGACAUAUCACUACCUCGCCGCCAGCUACCUGCGGAUCCUGGAGCAAGAGCUGCCCUGUAGCGAGGGUAGCAAGCCGUUUGUAGACCGGGUCGAGACUAUUCUGCAGCGCUACGCGAGGACGGCCGAGAAUGCGAGGCUGUUUCGCCUCGGGCAAACGUGGCGCAUCCUCGCGUACGUGGCCAACCUGCUGCUCUUACAACGCGGCCAGUACCACCUGGAAAAGAGACUCGGAAUUUCCCCAGAAGUACCCAAGGAUGUGACUAUCCCCAAGACGAAAGAAGUUAUCCUCCAGGUUCCCCUCGCUACGGCAGAUCAAAACGGAGAGGAGACGCCUCGUAGGCUUCCGUCGCAGGCUGGUCUUGGGGCGGAAAACCGGAACCUUUCCGUCCGGUCUCUCCUUGCUGAGGAAAUCGAGAGCACAUCCAAUGUCCCCACGCCAGUCGUUCGCGCCAUCCGCGACACCGACGACGACAACGGCGGCGAAGUGUUUAUCCCGGGGAAACGGCUGACCCCGGUCAUCGAACCCGAGAGCUUCACGCUAGGCCCGGCCGCGCACCCACAGCUUGCCGAUAGCCCCCGGCGGCGCCUUGAUUCGGAACCCAUCUCCAUCGAAAGCAACGGAAGCGCUGACACGGAACAAUCCAUCACGGAGGGGUACGACUUCUACGAUACCCAGGCCCUGACAAAGGCCAUCGACGUCCCCAAGGUCGGGAAACCAGCCCCCGGCCGCUUGACUAUGGACCCCAAACCCCGAAUACGCAUCCGACACGCGAGCCGGAUACAAGACCUGCUGGCGGAGCGUGAGGAGAGGGAAGCUGCUAGAAUGCGCGAAAAGAAUCCGGACGGCGAGUACGAAAGCCGAAUUCGAGGCAAGGAGCUCGAGGAGUCCCCGGACAUCACUCCUGCGCGUCCUCAGCCACGACCAAAGUACCAGCCGCAGUCCGAGUUUCCGGACGACAUCUUUAUGAUUUCUCAGUCCGUCAUUGGGACGGACGUGUACUCGCAGGGAUCUGUGCAGUCCAACACGCAGUCGAAUACACAGUCUAAUCCGAGGUCAGAAUAUGAGCACCUCAAUGAUGAAGGAGACGACGACGACGAAUCUAACGGGCUCGAGCUUCGCGUCAAGAAGUCGAACCCCAAUACCAAGACGAGUUUACCAUCACCCUCGAAAGACCAGAGCCAGGACAUCACAGAGCACGACUAUCUGUACUGGCCUGGUGACCUCCCUUAUCCAUUUCCCCUCAGCUCCCGCAAGGCGAGCUUCAACCAUAAUCACCCCGCAGGCAGGGACAAAACACCGCCCAUCGACCCUUACACCGUCAUCUCCCGCGCCAUCGAGUUCGAGGCGCGCACCUCAGCCCUCAACGCCUCCGCCAUGGUCCUCCUCUUCCGACCCCUCGUACCCCCUUCCGUCAUCGACCCCUUCCACGCCAUGGCCAUUCUCCGCCAACACCACACCCGCCUGAUGGGGAUGAAGCACUUUGUCGAGGCCGCCCAGCUGCGCAACGUGUGCGUCGGCUUCUACUGCAGCGCCUGCCGCAAGCCCCGCGAGAUCGACCCCCGCGACGGCGCCCUUUCCGUGUGGCGCUGCUCCCGCUGCCGCACCCACAUGGCCCCCUGCGCCGUGUGCGGCCACCGCGUCGCCCCGGCCGUCGACCUCGACGACCCCGCCCUCUGCACCUGGUGGUACUGCCCCGGCUGCGCCCACGGCGGCCACGCUUCCUGCCUGCAGGCCUGGCACGCCGACCAGGACCCCGACGGGUGCUGUCCCACCGACGGCUGCGGCCACGCCUGCCUCCCCGGCCGAUACCGCGCCGAGACGGGCACCGCCCGCUCCGACGAGCUCGGCCGCUACGUCGUCGCCGACAAGGUUAGCGGCGGACCCAAAGUCAGAGUCGCCAGCGGCGGCGGUGGUGGUGCGAGUGCUGGUGCUGGAACCGGAGGAGGCGUUGGUGGCGCGGCGGGACUCGGCACCGGCAUCUCCGCCGGCGUGAGCACCAGCGCGCCCUUGCUCGGGUCCAAUGCCACCGCCCUCGGAGCCGGCGGCGGCCUGGUCGUCCCCGCGUCCGGCUCCGCCUCGACGGUCCCCUCGAGCGUGCGGAGCGACGUCAACGACGUGCCGCAGAGCCGGGCUGUCGAAACGCAUACGCUCUGGACGAGGUAA